GUAUGAAGGUCAAAGAGAGCAGCUGGCUCAGCAGUCUUUUAACAUGGAGCAGGCAAACUACACAAUUCAGACAUUAAAGGACACCAAAACAACAGUGGAGGCCAUGAAGAUUGGUGCAAAGGAAAUGAAAAGGGCUUACAAGGACGUCAAACUCGAUCAGAUUGACGAUUUACAAGACCAACUGGAGGACAUGAUGGAGGACGCCAACGAGGUGCAAGAGGCCCUGAGCCGCAGCUACGGCACUCCAGAGAUAGAUGAGGAUGAUCUUGAAGCAGAGCUGGACGCACUGGGUGAUGAACUGCUGCUGGAUGAUGACAGCUCCUACCUGGACGAGGCCUCAGCUGCUCCGUCUAUCCCCGAGGGAAUCCCCAGUGACAGCAAGACAAACAAGGAUGGUGUUUUGGUGGACGAGUUCGGCCUGCCACAGAUCCCCGCCACAUAAACAGGGAAUGGAUUAUAACAACUGCACUUCAACUAAAAACACUUUUAUAUGUAGAGUAACAUUUAUACAUGCAAAACCAUUUGCCCUGAGAACACUACGAUUUUGAAGCUGUGUUGGGUCGUGUGUUGUUACCACUACCGUGCUAGCAUGUGGCCUUGUAACAUACUGAACCUUUUUUUAAAACAUUACUCCCCUUUCCUCCCUUUUGUCCCCCUCCCCGCUCGGUCUCGUCUGAACAGUAUUACCUAGUAAUAAUUUAUUUUUGUUUUAUGUUUCUUCUAGUUUUGUGUGUUGUUUGGUCAUUACCAUCUCGUUUGAGUUCUCAAGAGUCUGUUCAAAUGUCUGCAGGUUAUUGGAAACAUGCAAAAUAAAUGAUGUGUUUUAAUUUACGCUUAAAUUAUUGA
Messenger RNA from Morone saxatilis (striped sea-bass), 846 nucleotides. It is a transcript of the gene chmp5a, whose product is annotated as charged multivesicular body protein 5a. Lineage: Eukaryota; Metazoa; Chordata; Actinopteri; Moronidae. Gene Ontology annotation, cellular component: multivesicular body. Gene Ontology annotation, biological process: vesicle budding from membrane; late endosome to vacuole transport via multivesicular body sorting pathway. The record is from RefSeq and is a predicted model, not a curated record.